Suillus fuscotomentosus is the source of this 1923-nucleotide messenger RNA. RefSeq lists its product as uncharacterized. The record is from RefSeq and is a predicted model, not a curated record. Lineage: Eukaryota; Fungi; Basidiomycota; Agaricomycetes; Boletales; Suillaceae. The transcript has 15 exons. Bases 1 to 1923 code for a protein of 640 amino acids.
AUGAAUCCCUAUGCCCCCUUCAACUCUCAGGUGGACUGGGAAGUUGCACAGUGGGCUAAAUUAUGCGGUCCAACUUCAACCACAUUUUCAAACUUACUCAGUAUCAACAGAGCCCAUGAAAAGCUUGGUCUUUCCUACAAAAACUCAAGGGAAUUGAACAAGAUCAUCGACAAGCAGCUUCCUGGUCGCCCAAAGUUCAGGUGUGAACAAAUUGUUGUUUCAGGCAAGGCCUUCGACAUUUUCUAUAGGGAUGUUAUCGAGUGUGUCAAGGCUCUGUAUGGCGACCUGGAUUUUGCAGAUUUUCUGGUCUUCGCACCAGAAUGCCACUAUGCAGACAAGGAAAAAACUGUCCAAUUGUUCCAUGAUAUGCAUACUGGUAAAUGGUGGUGGGAUAACCAGAAAAAGCUUGAUCAGCGCAAACUGGGUGCUACUAUCAUUCCAAUUAUCAUUUCGAGUGACAAGACUCAAGUAACGAAGUUCCAAAAUAAAACAGCCUACCCACCCUCUCGUCGUGCCCAUAUUCUUCUCGCUUAUCUUCCUACCACCUGUCUCGAGCACAUCACCAACAAGGCUUCACAAUGCCGAACCAUUGCAAACCUGCCCUUAUUUUCUUGUUUCAUUGGUCACUACCCCGAGCAAGUCUUGGCUACAGGAGUCAAAGCCAUGGAAUGUCCCAAAUGUGACAUACCACCAGACAAACUUGGAAGAAAUGCCACACCUUUCAAGAUGCGCAACCUUAACGUCGUCCUUGAUGCAUUGGCUGCAAUUGACCAUGGAGAUAUCAAAUUUGUGCAUGCAUGCCACAAAAAUGGAAUUAAACCCAUUAUACAUCUGUUCUGGGAGCCUUUACCCUAUACCAACAUCUUCCAAGCCAUCACACCAGAUGUACCCCACCAAUUAUAUCAGGGUCUAAUCAAGCAUCUCCUUGGUUGGCUGGCCAAGGCAUUUGGAGCAGCCGAAAUAGAUGCCAGAUGUCAGAGGCUCCACCCAAAUCACCAUAUUCAUCUAUUUAUGAAAGGCAUCACUAGCCUCUCACGAAUUAGUGGUACGGAGCAUAGUCAGAUAUGCCAUUUUCUACUUGGCAUCAUCGUCGACAUCCGGCUCCCCAACCAACUUGCACUGAGCUGUCAGAGUUCCGAAACAUUGACUCUUCUCGUGGAAGCUCUGGAUCUUUUCCAUGACAACAAGCAGAUCUUUCUCCAUGCAGCCCAGCACUAUAUGUCGAUGAUCCAGACUUUUGGCAUGACUGACAAUUAUAAUACAGAAUAUACUGAGCGCCUCCACAUUGACUUGGCCAAAGAUGUGUAUUGCACGACAAACCACAAAGAUGAGUUUAUCGUUCGACAUGAGAGGUAUCAUCCGAGUGUGAAAAGUGUCCCAAUUCAGAAAUUAGUCACAGAGUAUGGGGCCAUGUACUUUUGUGAGGCACUUGUGAGAUAUGUUGCACAGCUGCAUCAUCCACAUGAAGCCACCACUCAUUUCUGCCUCGAAGACCUUGCUGCCACUAUUCACCUCCCAUUCCGUACACUUCCCGUGUAUCACAUAGUCAAAUGUGAUCUGUGUGUCAUGGUGGAUAGCGUGCACAUCAAGCCUCACCAUGUAGCCACCAGUCUAACAGGCACUGAUGUCCCAGCACGAUUUGAUACUGUGCUUAUUAAUGAUGGGACUGGCCAUUCUGUAGGUAUUGAAGGUCAGCUUGUAAAGGAUGCAAAAACUGUGCUGAUUGUCACAAAUUACAAAAUGCUGAAUGAGAACACUUACCAGCCACAACAUGUGUGUCGUGUACUGGGGUCAGGCAAUGUGGGUAAAAGCCGAACUUCACGGGGUCCUCUUGAGCUCACGACUGGGGGAAGUGCUUCAUAUAAAUGGAGAACACCAAUGAGGAGACUGCAUGCGGGGGGACGCUGGGAUACGUGUGUAUGA